GCGCAUGCGCGCCAGAAGCUGUGGCGAUGGAGCUCUUGGGGGAUUUGCCGCUGCGCUUCUCUCGGUUGCCCAUGUUUCCCUUCUUUGACUUAGCGCACUACACCGCUUCCAUCCUGUCUCUGAAGGAGCAGCGGGGAGUAGUUGAAGUCGCAUAUGGCAGCCCACUUGCCUGUUGGUUUAGUGCUAUGCUUUACUGUUUCGGUGGGUCCAUAUUAUCUUCGCUGAUGCUAGCAGAACCUCCAAUUGCAUUUCUUGCCAACACCACAGGUGUCCUCCUUGCCUCAUCCGUCUGGCUUCUUAGGAGAGCUGGUGGCGGUCUAAUAUCCAACUUUGAACAGUUGGUGAGAGGUGUAUGGAAGCCUGAAACUAAUGAACUGCUGAAGAUGUCAUAUCCUGUGAAAGUAAGUUUGAUGGGAGCAGUGCUCUUCACAAUGCAGUGCAACUUUUAUCUUCCAAUAACAAAGCACAAUCUCAUGUUACUUUACACCCUCUUUUUGGUGAUCACAAAGAUAAAUAUGAUGAUGACGGGAUGCACUACUUCUCCAUUUGCUUCCCUGGAGGAACCAAUGGCUCGCCUCUUCUUUGGCCAGAAGCCAACUGGUUCACAAGCCAUGGAUGAGAUCAAAGGACCCUUAAAUGGCAUCUCCUCAGCCUGUGACUGUCUUCUUGAUGGAGAGAAGAGUGAGGCAGUCCAAAAGACACAGGCAAAGAAAACUCAAUGAGAACCUCAAAAGUGCUAAGGACAGCCAAAAUGGCUUGUUUGUGUGUGCCGAUAAAAAUGUAAUAUUUCUCUUUCCCGAUGAUGUGAAAUGACUAUUGUGCAUGAGGUAAUUUCUGUGACAAGAAGAUUGCUGCACUGGUCCUUCAGAGAAGUUUUCAGGCCAAACAGCAGUUCAGUGAAUCUCUUAUAUUGUCCAUGAACUGCUCUUAUUGUUUACUGCAGCAGUUCCCAUCCUGCUGUCAUUUGGACAUUUUAGGAUGACAGCUCCUAUGCUUUCUAACCACCACAGCCCUAAGGGUGCCAGAUUAGAGAAAGCUGCCCUACGGCUCUGUGUAGCUUCUGAAGUUGGUUAUGUUUUUUAAACUAAAAUUCAUAAUUGAAUAAGAUGCAUCAUGUCAGGUUUUUUUUCUAAUUAAAUUUAUUCAGUUUAGAUGGCUGACCAUCUCACUAUAGUGACUGGGAAGCUAACCACAUUUAAAAUCAAAAUACAAAAGACAUAAAGCAUCAUAGAACAUCGAAGAAUGAUAAAGAUACUGUGAUCAAAUACUGUGAGUUUACUCAUUUUUAUUGUGUUUUUUAUUUAAGAAAAUAAUGCCUAACUUAAAAAAUUGUCAAAGUAUUUUCUCUCUCUUUUUUCAUAGUGGAAAUACAUAAGAACCAGAUUUUAGAGUAUGGUUCUUCCAAAGUUGGGCACUUUUAAACAGCAAUGGGAGAGGUUUCACCAUAUGUAUGUUUGGUCUGUAUAUUUCUUAUUGCUUUCUUAUGACUGAACUGAUAUUUUCUUGACAAAAAUAUGUUCUUUCGAUCUUUCAAUUUACAAAUAUUUUUAUUUAGGGUUUGUGGGAUGUAUACUUUUUCUGAUAUUGAUACUUCUUAAUUUUAGAUAUACUAAUGACCUGAUUCUUAAGUGUUCACACUUGGCUCGCAUCACAAGCUAAUUUAUAUAUUUUUCCACCAAUUUUUCAUAUUAAAUUUUAAGAUUUUUGGACAUUAAAUGAUUUGUAAAUACAUCUGCUGUACUUUUUGCAGGACAAUGAAAUUUUUUGAGACCAAGAUUCUUAUGUAAUGUAACUUUGAGACACUCUUUAUGCAUAAUUUUGAAAACGAGAGUAUUAUUUGGAAUCUUAUCUGAGAUUUAAAAAGACAAGACAGGGAUUGUAGCUUACCUGCCAGGAAGGUUGGUGGGAAUUGCAGGGAAAUCUCCUUUUCCCUAAUCACCUAAAAGCCUAUAAUGCACAGACAGUGGCCUACCCUCGUCUCAAUCAAAGUGCCUCCAUUUCUUUGGUUGAUAUUGUUCACAAGCAUUUUGAGGCUAACAUUUGUAAUCUGUCUUUUAUAAACUACUAAAAAUCUUUUAUCCAGAUCAAAAAUGAAGCAGAAAACAGAUUUUUUUUAAAAAAAAGAAUAACUAUUUGUCAUAUCAUUUAGGGCAGUUUUCGUUCUAACUCUUCUAUUGCUGAAGAUUAGAACAAAAGUGUCCAAAAAGUGUUUUAAAAUGUCCUUGUAGCAUUAUUUUGAACUUGGAAAAUACUUGAGUCGGACACCAGCAGCCAAUGUGCUUCAGAUGUUUAUGAGAGGAUUUUUUAAUGCAUGCUGGUAAAAUCACUGAUGUCUUUUGUAUGAUUGGGCUGAACAAAUGUCCUGAUGUUUUUUAGUCCAGGAUUUUUUGUGUGAAAUGCCUUUGCUACUCUUGUCAACAUCUCACAGUAAUUACAGUGCAGGCUUUAUAGCACACAUUAAUGUGAAAAUGUAUUUAAAAUUACUGUAAGAUACUUAGUUAGAAGAUGGUAUGCCUUGCAUUUGAAUUCAGCAUUUUAAAAACCUGCUAUUAAACAAUGGAAACAA
This is a messenger RNA of Protobothrops mucrosquamatus (brown spotted pit viper), 2566 nucleotides long. It is a transcript of the gene TMEM38B, whose product is annotated as transmembrane protein 38B. Gene Ontology annotation, cellular component: membrane. Bases 27 to 722 code for a protein of 231 amino acids. NCBI's taxonomy places the organism in Eukaryota, Metazoa, Chordata, Lepidosauria, Squamata, Viperidae. Gene Ontology annotation, molecular function: identical protein binding; potassium channel activity. Gene Ontology annotation, biological process: potassium ion transmembrane transport. The record is from RefSeq and is a predicted model, not a curated record. The transcript is spliced from 6 exons.